Molecule: messenger RNA, 2408 nt
Organism: Haemorhous mexicanus (house finch)
Lineage: Eukaryota; Metazoa; Chordata; Aves; Passeriformes; Fringillidae
Gene: DHX16
Product: DEAH-box helicase 16
Exons: 16
Coding region: 39-2309 (756 amino acids)
Cellular component (GO): intracellular anatomical structure; catalytic step 2 spliceosome
Molecular function (GO): RNA binding; ATP binding
Source: RefSeq, a predicted model, not a curated record
UUGGUACAUGAGAAACCCAAAAAUCCCGAAAUUGGUACAUGAAAAACCUGGGGAGGAGCAGCCACUGCCACAUCCCGCAGGAGAGCAGGGACAAGAAGAUCCCGGAGCGGGAGGAGGCGCAGGAGGAGGCGCUGGCGCCGCGGGACGAGCAGCGGCGCUGGGAGGAGCAGCUGCUGGGCGCGGCCGCGCUGCGCUUCGGGGCCCGCGACGCCCGCGGCCACCGCGGCCCCGACUACGAGCUGCUGCUGGAGGAGGAGGAGAUGGUGCAGUUCGUCAGUGCCGCCCAGCUGGAGGGGACUGACCCCCAGAAGGAUGUCCCCGAGGCCGUCCCCGAGGCCGAGCGCCGCCGGCAGUCGCUGCAGGACGGCCGCCGGGCCCUGCCCAUCUUCCCCUUCCGGGACGAGCUGGUGGCGGCCGUGGCGCAGCACCAGGUGCUGGUGAUCGAGGGCGAGACGGGCUCGGGGAAAACCACCCAGAUCCCCCAGUACCUGCACGAGGAGGGCUACACGCGGGGGGGGCUGAAGAUCGGGGUGACGCAGCCGCGGCGCGUGGCCGCCAUGAGCGUGGCCGCCAGGGUGGCCGUGGAGAUGGGGACAAAGCUGGGCAACGAGGUGGGGUACAGCAUCCGCUUCGAGGACUGCACGUCGGAGCGCACGGUGCUCAAGUACAUGACGGACGGGAUGCUGCUGAGGGAGUUCCUGACAGAGCCCGACCUGGCCUCCUACAGCGUGAUCAUGGUGGACGAGGCUCACGAGCGCACGCUGCACACGGACGUGCUCUUCGGCCUCAUCAAGGACAUCGCGCGCUUCCGGCCGCAGCUGAAGGUGCUGGUGGCCUCGGCCACGCUGGACACCGAGCGCUUCUCGGCCUUCUUCGACCACGCGCCCGUCUUCCGCAUCCCGGGGCGCCGCUUCCCCGUCGACAUCUACUACACCAAGGCACCUGAGGCCGAUUACCUGGAGGCCUGCGUGGUGUCGGUGCUGCAGAUCCACGUCACCCAACCCCCCGGGGACAUCCUGGUCUUCCUCACCGGGCAGGAGGAGAUCGAGGCCUGCGUGGAGCUGCUGCAGGAGCGCUGUCGCCGCCUGGGCUCGCGCCUGCCCGAGCUGCUGGUGCUGCCCAUCUACGCCAACCUGCCCUCGGAGCUGCAGGCCCGCAUCUUCCAGCCCACGCCCCCCGGCGCCAGGAAGGUGGUGGUGGCCACCAACAUCGCCGAGACCUCGGUGACCAUCGACGGCAUCGUGUACGUGCUGGACCCCGGCUUCUGCAAGCAGAAGAGCUACAGCGCCCGCACGGGCAUGGAGUCCCUGGUGGUGACACCCUGCUCCAAGGCCUCAGCCAAUCAGCGGGCGGGCCGCGCGGGCCGCGUGGCGCCCGGGAAGUGCUUCCGGCUCUACACGGCCUGGGCGUUCCAGCACGAGCUGGAGGAGACGGCGGUGCCCGAGAUCCAGAGGGCCGACCUGGGGGCACUGGUGCUGCUGCUCAAGAGCCUGGGCAUCAACGACCUGAUCCACUUUGACUUCCUGGACCCUCCCCCCCACGAGACGCUGGUGCUGGCGCUGGAGCAGCUCUACGCCCUGGGGGCCCUGAACCACCUGGGCGAGCUCACCACGCUGGGCCGGCGCAUGGCGGAGCUGCCCGUGGAGCCCAUGUUGGCCAAGAUGAUCCUGGCGAGCGAGCAGUACGGCUGUACCGAGGAGGUGCUGACGGUGGCCGCCAUGCUCUCGGUGAACAACGCCGUGUUCUACCGGCCCAAGGACAAGGUGCUGCACGCCGACAGCGCCCGCGUGGCCUUCAGCGUGCCCGGGGGCGACCACCUGGUGCUGCUCAACGUCUACAACCAGUGGGUGGCCAGCGGGCACUCCCUGCAGUGGUGCUACGAGCACUUUGUGCAGGCGCGCUCCCUGCGCCGGGCCCGCGACGUGCGGGAGCAGCUGCAGGGGCUGAUGGAGCGCGUGGAGAUCGCCCCGUCCUCCUGCGGGGGCAACCUGGACCUGGUCCGCAAGGCCAUCACGGCCGGGUUCUUUUACCACACGGCGCGCCUGGCGCGGGGCGGGUACCGCACGGUGAAGCACCAGCAGCCCGUGUUCAUCCACCCCAACAGCGCCCUGUUCGCCCUGCAGCCCCGCUGGGUGCUCUACCACGAGCUGGUGUGCACCUCCAAGGAGUUCAUGAGACAGGUGAUCGAGAUCGACAGCGCCUGGCUGCUGGAGGUGGCCCCCCACUACUACCAGGCCAAGGAGCUCGAGGACGGCAGCGGCCGCAAGAUGCCCAAAAAAGCCGGAAAAUCGCGGGAGGAGCUGGGCUGAGCCCGGGGACACCUGGGGACACCUGGGGACACCUGGGGACACCCCAAUACAGCCCCGGGGCAGAGCCCCGCCCUUGGGGACGCCGCUGUCCCCGUGUCA